AUGUCGCACUCGCACUCACACUCACAUUGCCACGACGAGUCCGGCGGCCACGACCAUGACCACUCAGACGACAUCACGCCGGCGCUACAGUCAUCGCUGUACGAGCAAAUUAACUUUGACGAGAUCGUAACACUCAACGAAUCGCGGCGCGACGCCGGCAAGGCCAUCGUCAAGAAGACGUGGGCGGAGCGGCUAGACCUGAACCCAGAGCUGGAGAGCGAUGCCGAUGAGCAACUUCUGAUGACCGUCCCGUUCACGGCCCAGGUCAAGCUGCACGCCAUCCUCAUCCGCACCUCGCCCGCCGCGUGCGCGCCCCGGACGCUCAAGCUCUUCGUCAACCAGGAGCACCUCGACUUCCAGGCGGCCGAGGAGACCAAGCCGACGCAGGUGCUGGAGCUGGCGCAGACGUCCGAGGUGCAGGAGAUCCCGGUGCGGCGGGCGCUGUUCGGCAAGGUGCAGCGGCUGGGGCUCUUCUUCGAGGACAACUUUGGCGACGGCGAGGAGGAGCAGACGCGGGUCAGCUACGUGGGGUUCAAGGGCGAGUGGACGCGGCUGGGCAAGGCGCCGGCGAACAUCAUCUACGAGGCGGCGGCGCAGCCGGGGGACCACAAGGUCAAGGGCACGAACGUGAACGCGAUGGGGAGCGGCAUCGGUGGACGGGGACAGGGGAUGUAG
Molecule: messenger RNA, 675 nt
Organism: Cordyceps fumosorosea ARSEF 2679
Lineage: Eukaryota; Fungi; Ascomycota; Sordariomycetes; Hypocreales; Cordycipitaceae
Product: DUF1000 domain protein
Exons: 2
Coding region: 1-675 (224 amino acids)
Cellular component (GO): nucleus
Source: RefSeq, a predicted model, not a curated record